GACCCGUAUGACGUCACGUCAAAGGAUGGUUGACGUUUAAAUGGUAACGUUUCCGGCUAGGAAAAUGUCAAAGGACCAUUCAAUGUGUGUCAGAGGUAUGGCUUCCUUCAAGUUGUGUGUCAUCUUUGCAGUUCGUUUUAUAACAUCUCAUGCAUUUGCAAGCCCAACAUUGUACAUGGCUGCUGAACGGAGAUAUGCAAAGGUGAACCAAGCAUACAAUUUCAAGUGUGCCAUAUACAGCAUUAAGUCUGACAUGGAAUACGGUGACCUCAGUUUCUUACGUCGAAGCGGAGGACAUAUUGAGACCAUGGCGACUAUAAAGCAGGGGACAAGGUGGUGUUACAUCUCGAAUCAGAAAGACCCCGAUAAGUAUAUCCCGCGCUGUGGUGAAGGAACAAUCGAUAUGUCGAGCAGAAACAAGUUCUAUACCCUGGAUCUUAUUUCUCUCUCCUCUGAGGAUUUUACCACCUGGUGGUGUUCGUUCUACCUCCGCCCCAAAGGAAUUUACAUGGACAGCGACAAGAUUAAUGUGAGGGAACUACGGCUAUUGAUCGACAUAUCUGCUGUUCCCUCCACUGCUCUACCGAAACAGAAAGUGAAGCUUAUGUGCCAGGUACAUCAAGCAAACGACUUGAUUGCUGAGGUCAUCUUCGUGAAGGUCAAUGGUAAAAAAGACGUCACCGUCGGCAGCGUCAUGCAAUACUCCCAGCGGUGCGGCGACGUGCACGGUACACGCGGCUAUCUGCCAUCUUGUGGGCGUGGCUCGAACACCAAGGACUCGACCACCAAGGUCUACACGCUCCAGAUAGAGAUUGUGAAAGAAGAAGACUUCACCGACUGGUGGUGCCAAACCAAAGAGGUAGCAGAGGACCACAAAAUAUUCACUUUGAAACGAACCGCAACAGGCCUAGGAAUACGCAUGUAUUCUCGACCUAGGCGGGCAUAUUCAAGAGUGUACCAAGAGUACUGGUUCAGAUGCGACCUAAACAAGGCUAAUAUGGUGUACGGUGACGUCAGUUUCGUACGUCAAACCGGAAAUACUGUUUCAACCAUUGGAACUAUAGAUCAAGGUCAGUGGGGGUGUAAUGUCGUGUACUCGAAGCAUGAAUACCGAUAUUCCCCGGAAUGUGGCAGUGGCACAUACCAGUCAUCGACAGACCUGAAGCAGUACACGCUGCACAUCGGGAGUCUUGACUCUGAGGAUUUUAGCGUCUGGUGGUGCACGUUCUCCCCCCGCCCAAAAGGAAUUGACAUACACAGCAACAAAAUUAAAAUCAUAGAACAAGCGAUGUUGCUGGAACUGACUGCUGAUCCCAACACUGCCAUACUGAAAGAGAAAGUCAAGCUAGUCUGCACUGUGAAUAAUGCGAACGGCUUAUUCGCUGAGGUCAUGUUCGUGAAGGUCAGUGGUCAGACUGACGUCACCGUCGGCAGCGUUACCCAAUACAUCGACAAUUGCGGCGACGUGCAUGGUACACGUGGCUAUCGGCCAUCUUGUGGGCGCUUCACGACCGCCAAGGUAUCGGAGGUGAAGUUCUACACGCUCGAGAUAGAGAGCGUCAAGGAUGAUGACUUUACAGACUGGUGGUGUCAAACCAAAGUUGUUGGAGCGGACCACGACAUUUUCACUCUGAAACGAACCGAAAGGACAAGCUUUAGGGCUUCCUCGGGAUCACGUGCUAAUCAACUAGGGAUGGGACUGUUCGGAUUUUUAAUUUUCGGUUCCAAUUUCGGUUUUUGGUCAUUAUAUUUUGGUAAUUAUCAUACAUACAUUUUAUAAACUAUUUUUUAAGAGCAAGACAUUUUAUUUUUAAUGGCCAUUUGUAAAAUAAUUGUAAAUAUACAAUUAUAUCUGGAUUAGAAAACAAAAAUUGCAUUUUUACCAUGCCAUGUUAGCGUGUUGGGUCUGGGAUACUUGGGCAAUGUGCCAGCCAGGUCCGUGAAUAGUCUCUCCCGUAU
This is a messenger RNA of Gigantopelta aegis, 1959 nucleotides long. RefSeq lists its product as uncharacterized. The record is from RefSeq and is a predicted model, not a curated record. The transcript is spliced from 7 exons. Lineage: Eukaryota; Metazoa; Mollusca; Gastropoda; Neomphalida; Peltospiridae. Bases 41 to 1780 code for a protein of 579 amino acids.